ACAAAGGCAGGCCCAGCAGGCCUGGAACUGCUCCUUCAGGAGAGAGAUUUGCAGGCUAUUGGUCCCUGCAUACUGCUGAGAAAAUCUUCUAAAGGGAAGGCCUAGACCUCCGGAUGCAGUCGCUGACAAAGGACACAGGCAUGAGUGUGGCCUCUGUGACACUUGCCAGUGCCCUGCAGGUCAGGGGUGAAGCUCUGUCUGAAGAGGAAAUCUGGUCCCUUUUGUCACUGGCUGCAGAGCGGCUCCUGGAAGACCUACGUAAUGAUUCCUCCGACUACGUGGUCUGCCCCUGGUCACUCCUACUUUCUGCAACUGGAAGUCUUUCUUUCCAAGACCACGUUUCUCACAUAGAGGCUGCACCCUUCAAAGCUCCUGAACUGCUACGGGGACCUAGUGAGGAUGAGCAGCCUGAUACAUCACGGACGCAUGUGUAUUCCUUAGGGACAACUCUCUAUUGGUCAGCGGGAUUUUGUGUUCCACCAAACCAGCCCUUGAAGCUUCAAGAACCUGUGCACUCCCUCCUGCUGGCCAUGUGUGAAGACCAGCCUCAGAGACGGCGGCCACUGCAGGCAGUUCUGGAGGCCUGCCGGAUUCAUCAGGAAGAAGUGGCUGUGUACCCAGCCCCUGCCAGUCUCCAUGUCAGUCGGCUGGUGGGUUUGGUGCUGGGCACCAUCUCCGAGGUGGAGAGGAGAGUUGUGGAGGAAAGUACACAUGAGUGGCAGAGCAGAAGUUGCUUUCUCAGGAGCAGGCUUCAGCGGGCUGGCAGCGAAAGCCCUGGAGCUCGGGCCUCUGAGGGUCUGCAGCCUCAGAGAGCCUUAACUUCUGAGGGUCCCAGCUUCACCAACAGAAGAGGCUAUGUAACCUCUCACGACGUGGGAGGUAACACGAGGUGGCGGACUGCAUCUGUCACAGGACUGAUGCAUCAUCAAGUGCCUCCCCUUUCCUCACUCCUGGCCAGUGCUUUCGCAGGAGCAGGUUCCUGUGACUGCGAGGAGGAUCUGCAGUGUGGCUCUGGGCCUAUGGUCCUGACAGAAGCAGAAAGCUCACAUCCAGCAACAUCUUCUCCAGGGAAUUUCCUGCAAAGAAAGGGAAAGUUCUCCAGACCGGAGUUCAUCCUGUUGGCUCGAGAGGCCCCAGUGACCCUACAUUUGCCUGGAUCCAUUGUGACCAAAAAAGAGAAAUCCUUCUUGGCUCUCAGAGACCUCUGUGUGGUCUUGUUGAACGGUCAGUGUCUGGAGGUGAAGUGUGACAUGGAAUCCACAGCAGGAUCUGUCUUCAGUGCUGUCAUGUCCUUUGUCAACCUUGGGGAGACCACCUACUUUGGCUUGGCUUAUGUGAAAGGUGAAGAGUUCUUUUUCCUGGACACAGACACCAGAUUGUGCAAAGUCGCUCCAGAAGGCUGGAAAGAGCAGCACCCAAAAGGUUCCAUGGACACCUUAACUCUCUUUCUGCGGAUAAAGUUCUUUGUCAGUCACUAUGGGCUGCUCCGGCACAGCCUGACAAGGCAUCAAUUUUACCUGCAGCUUCGGAAAGACAUUUUAGAAGACAGACUAUAUUGCAACGAUGAGACACUGCUGCAACUGGGGGUCCUUGCCCUGCAGGCUGAGUUUGGCAGUUAUCCUAAGGAGCAGGUGGAGGGUAAAGCGUACUUCCGAAUUCAAGAUUACAUCCCGGCAAGGCUUAUAGAGCGCAUGACAGCAAUCCGGGCCCAAGUAGAAGUCUCAGAGAUGCACCGGCUCAGUUCUGCGCCAUGGGGAGAGGAUGCUGAGCUAGAGUUCUUAGAGGUUGUUCAGCAACUUCCAGAAUAUGGAGUCCUAGUACACCGUGUUUUCCCAGAGAAGAAGAGGCCAGAGGGGGAACUGGCCUUGGGGGUCUGUGCCAAAGGCAUCAUGGUCUACAAAGUGAAAAGCAGCCGCAGGAUGAUGACAUUACAGUUUCCAUGGAGAGAAACUGGCAUGAUUUCAACCCAUAGAAAAAAGCUCAGCAUCACCAGCAGCGUCACUGGGAAAAAGUACACCUUUGUCACAGACUCAGCAAAUACCUGCAAAUACUUGCUGGACCUCUGCUCUGCCCAACAUCGGUUUCAUGCGCAGAUGGGCUCCGUGCAGCCACCUCAUCUUUUAACUGAUCAGGAUAACUUUGUACAAAUAGGCAACUUGAAUUCUGCCCACCAGACGCAGGCCAACCCUUUCACUUGGAUUCAGAAACUGCCAUGCUCAGAAAAUGAGUUGUGUGUACCCAGGUUGCAGAAGGCCACAGGAGGCCGACUGGGCACAUCCAUGGACAACAUGCACGGAAGCAAGGAGUCCAGGACACAGGGGAUCAGGAGCAGCCCUUAUACUGGCCGAGAACAGCUGGACCGCGUCGGUUUGAUCCCGAAGCCAGCUCAUCCUCUUUCUAGGACACCUGAUCAGAGCAUGUGCACAGGGCCACAGACUAGCAGGCAGAAGAGCUUUACGGAAGAACCCAACCAAGACAUUGUGUGUGUGACACUGAAGCGGGAUCCACGCCGUGGUUUUGGUUUUGUCAUUAACGAGGGAGAAGAUGGAGACCAAGCAGAACCUGGCAUUUUCAUAUCUUCCCUUAUACCUGGGGGACCAGCAGAAAAAGCUAAAAAGAUCAAACCAGGAGGGAAGAUACUAGCCUUGAAUCACAUCAGUCUGGAAGGCUUCACAUUCAACAUGGCUGUUAGAAUGAUCCAGAAUUCUCCUGACGACAUAGAGUUAAUCAUUUCCCAGUCAAAAGGUGUUUGUGGAAAUAUCUCCAGUGAAGAAAAGAGCAGCAUAGCAAGAUCUGGCAUGUUAUGUACAGGCAUCCUGAGCCAUGGACACAUGGGAAGACAGUCAACACACACAUAUGACCAGGACAGAAACGUCAGAGGACCGGAAAUGGCUCAGGUGCAGAGCUCACCACGCAGGCAGGGGCCUUCACCCUCCCCUCUAUCAUUAAAGAUGCUUAUCCUCUACCACAUGCGUGCUGCAAACCCAGGCCCAGGGCGGCCCCAGUGUCUGCUGUACCUACCGCAGGAACUCAGCUGCUGUUCACUGCUUUCUCUAAACACUGCCGAGAUCUUUGAAACAGGCCUGAACAGAAUGGCUGAACUACAAACGAUGGCUUAUUUGGUGACUGGGAAGUCCCAGAUCAAGGAGCCAUACCUGGUGAAGGGCACUGCCUCUUGUCCCCCAUCACCUCUAGGAACCAAAGCUGGUGAAAUCUACUUCGUGGAGCUGGUUAAGGAAGACGGGACGCUUGGAUUCAGUGUGACUGGUGGCAUUAAUACCAGCGUACCUCAUGGAGGAAUCUAUGUGAAAUCCAUCAUUCCUGGAGGCCCAGCUGCCAGGGAAGGGCAGAUCCUACAGGGUGACAGGCUUCUGCAGGUGGAUGGAGUGAGUCUGUGUGGCCUCACACACAAGCAGGCUGUGCAGUGCCUCAAGGGCCCUGGGCAGGUGGCACAGCUGGUCUUAGAGAGAAGAGGCCCCAGGGCUGCACCACAGUGUCCUGCAGCUGAAGGCAGGAUGGGAGACGAGCACAUGGCUGUUUCCCUGGUAACAGGAGGACCUGGCAGAGCUGCGAGCUGUGUCUCAGUGACAGAUGGUCCUAAGUUUGAGGUCAAGCUAAAGAAGAAUAGCUAUGGCUUGGGAUUCAGUUUCGUACAGAUGGAGAGAGGAAACCGCAGCCACCCGAAGAGCCACCUUGUAAGGAUUAAGACAGUCUUUCCUGGGCAGCCAGCUGAAGAGCACGGAGCCAUAGCAGCUGGAGACAUUAUCCUUGCAGUGAAUGGAAAGCCCACAGAAGGGCUCGCUUUCCAGGAUGUGCUCCAUUUAUUGCGAGGGGCUCCAGAGGAAGUGACGCUCCUCCUCUGCCGACCCCCUCCAGAGAUACUGCCUGAGAUGGAACAGGGGUGGCAGACCCAUGAACUAUCGGCAGACCAAAGAUUCACCAUGGUGACACGUACCGAAUCAGAUCAGAGCCCCAGCCUAGAUCAAGAGGAUACCUGGAGGGACAGUGCCUCCCUGGACACUGGAGAAGGCCUGAGUCCCAGGCCAGAGUCUUCCUACAAGGCUGUCGGAGACGUGAAAGGGGACCAAGACAGACAGAGACAGACAGACAGACAGAACAGGUCCUUGAUGCAUCCUAUGGAGUCCCAUCCUCAUUUGUGUAAACUGCACCCAGAACCGGAGGCACCAGCAUUGGCUACCUCUUUGGAAAAGGAUAUGAGACAAAACUGCUAUUCUCUGUGUGAUAUCAGGAGACUGGGAAGUCCUGAGCUGGGCAGAGAUGAUGCUGAAGGUGACGCACACUUCCUUCCUGAAACCUCUUCUCUCACCUUGGACUAUGAAGAAUACUUGACCGUCACCUCCACCUCCUCAGGCCAGCUGCCCUGUGAAGAAUGUCUCGAGGCAGAUUCAGAGACCAUUCCCUUGCCGCAGUUCUGUUCUUGGGGUGCCUUCCUAGAGUCUUCGCCUCUAGAAGGUCCCCAUGGGAGUGAGAGUGACUGGGAGGACCUGGAGGAGCCCGUGGGUAGGGAUGACGGUAUCUUCAGAGCCUGGCCUGUGAGCGGGAACUUAACUGCGGGACCCACAGUGGGCGCUGAAGUUCCUCGGAAGACCAGCAGGGGGAAGCACUGCCCGCUCCGAACAACAGGCUCACCCUGGCCCAGGAUAAGACGGCAGUGCGCAGGCUCGUGGGAGUCUCCAGGCCACAAGUCGAGGCUCUGGCGCGAACCUCCUGGUGAGGCGGUUGGGGCCGUGGGCCGACAGGCCCAGAUCCAGAACCAGUAA
Molecule: messenger RNA, 4781 nt
Organism: Acomys russatus (golden spiny mouse)
Lineage: Eukaryota; Metazoa; Chordata; Mammalia; Rodentia; Muridae
Gene: Frmpd2
Product: FERM and PDZ domain containing 2
Exons: 32
Coding region: 114-4781 (1555 amino acids)
Cellular component (GO): cytoskeleton
Molecular function (GO): protein binding
Source: RefSeq, a predicted model, not a curated record